CGCAUACAUGCGGGGGACUGGGACCUGAGCAUGACGGAGAGCAGGUCAUUCUAACAGGAUGGCUCACCUCUAUUAGGUACGCGCAUUCAUCUUUUUGGCUAGUUUAAUUAGUUUUCGUAAUUGAUAGAAAGGAAGAUAUCGAAGAGUAUGGCUUUCUUUUCCUUGAAAGACAGCUUCGGAACCACACAGUUAGUUGCGCUGCCUCGUCAUGAUGCUUCCAAGGAUGGCUCUUCGGCUCCGUCCUUUUCACCGAUUUCUCGGAACAUUAUUGAAGAGCUAUCUAACGUGCCUUUGGAGUCUACAUUGCUAAUUCAGGGCAGAGUGAAAACACGGCCACAACAAGCUCAGCGAGACAAAGAAACAGGAGGGGUAGAAGUGAUCUUGGAUGAUGUCACUGUUCUAAAUGCGGCAGAACGAGAACUCCCAUUUUACCCGUCAGAUCUCCAGAAUCUUGCAAAUGAGAAUUUGCGAUCUCGAUAUCGCUACUUGGAUUUGAGACGAGAUUAUCUUUCCCAGAAUCUCCGAACUCGAAGUCAGGUCGCGAACAUUAUACGGUCACAUCUGGCAGAUAGCGGGUUUACUGAAAUCGAAACCCCGAUGCUGUUGCGUUCGUCGCCCGAAGGGGCGCGAGAAUUCCUUGUGCCCGCCCGAUUACCUGCAUCGGCUUCCCCCACAAAUGGCGCGUCAUCCGCAACCAUUGGUCCCCACUUCUAUGCCCUGUCACAGUCGCCUCAACAACCUAAACAACUCCUGAUUAUUUCGGGUGGUGUUGACCGGUACUAUCAAUUUGCUCGAUUUGAUAUGGAGAUGGCCUGGGUUUCAUGGGGCGAUCAUAACGGUCAACAUCAAGACGGAUGGAGAAUUGGAGGGCGAGAAGUCAAAGAUACUGUCGAAGGCAUCAUAAGACAAGUUUGGCGUGAAGUUAAGGGCAUGGAGCUAGAUCGAAAUUUCCACGUGCUGACGUAUGAGGAAGCUAUGGCUAAGUAUGGGUCUGAUAAACCUGAUACGCGAUUUGGUUGCUUGAUCCAGAAUGCUGCGCCACUGCUCCCCGAGCCGGUUGCCGGGCUUCUCGAUGCCUCGGACAAAGUAUUGGAAUGUAUUAUCAUCAGAGGCAGCCAACAGUCUUCUGCAAUGACGGAAGUUGCCUUCUCCAAAGCUGCAUCAGAAGCCUCGGAAGUGGCGUUAGGCCUCAAUGACUGCCAGGCGGAGCGCAUCAUGAUCGCCUCGGAGAAUCAGCAUAACUGGUGGAAGGGCUCCAAUUUGCUGUGCACGCGGUUGACCGGGUUGGGUGGAUCGACUCUUCUCGGGAGGACAAGGCUUCGCUUGGCAGAUGAAGCUGCAAAACUUGGUGCGUCUCAGCCGUACGGAAUCCGUCUUCGUGCCCUUACACUGCGGGUGACCUUAAAGGCUAUUCGCCGCCGCACGAACCCAAUUUUCUUUGGAUUACAGAGUUUCCUUUGUUUACCCGUGCUGAUGCGGAUAAAGAUGCUUUCCUGGGCCACGGUCGCUGGAGUAGUUCCCAUCAUCCGUUCACUGCCCCAAUGUGGGGAAGACGCGGAAGGAUUGUUAGAUGGGACUAUCAACCCGGCUAACGUUCGCGGCCAGCAUUAUGACCUUGUUCUUUAA
Molecule: messenger RNA, 1626 nt
Organism: Cantharellus anzutake
Lineage: Eukaryota; Fungi; Basidiomycota; Agaricomycetes; Cantharellales; Hydnaceae
Exons: 10
Coding region: 148-1626 (492 amino acids)
Biological process (GO): aspartyl-tRNA aminoacylation
Cellular component (GO): mitochondrion; cytoplasm
Molecular function (GO): aspartate-tRNA ligase activity; ATP binding
Source: RefSeq, a predicted model, not a curated record